Peniophora sp. CBMAI 1063 is the source of this 1149-nucleotide messenger RNA. NCBI's taxonomy places the organism in Eukaryota, Fungi, Basidiomycota, Agaricomycetes, Russulales, Peniophoraceae. The record is from the annotation of a GenBank genome assembly.
AUGCAGACGCCUAUCACACGCGUCAUCGUACGGUUGCCCACUGCGCGACCCGAGCACCCACUGGCGGAUCCUGAGCCCGUGAUUUGGAAUGCGGAGAAGGAGAAGUACUUAUGGGAACAGACACGUUCGAGUGAGGGCGCUGCACCAGAUUGGAAGGCGCUAGCGCGCGCACUGGAUGUACCACUGCCGUAUCUCCUCUACCGUGCACAAGCACGCUACGAACAGGACCUUCGCGGGUUACAGGAUGUGCGCGGCGCCCUGAGUCCGCCCACACCACAAGCUCAGCCACGUGCCGGAUCGUAUCUGGACGCAACGGGCUCUGGGAUCGGCAAUGGCAGCGUGAGCAAGAACGCCGUGCCUGCGCGCUUGGGCGUGCGAGCGCGCCUGAGCUCAUUGGGCAACGCGUCGGCGGCGCGCUCGGCUCUGAACCGCGCCGCUGCGGGAGAAGCAAGCACGGGCCGCAUCAAAGACGCGGCGAGCAGCGUGCUUACGCUGCGACACGACGGCGCAUCUUCCGCGCCAGCUAGACGACCCAUCUCACCUGUUUCGUCGCAUUCGGGCUCGGGCUCGGACUUCGACGCCGACGAGGAAGACGCGGAGGCAGAGAAAGAGCGCGCGGCCGAGGCACAAGAGGUGCUUGCACGAAAGCUUGCACGACUACAGAAGGAAAUGACAAGGGAUGCUCUUGGACUUGUGCGUGGCACAACCGGUGGGAGCUCCAUCAGGUCCAAGGGAAAGAGCAAAGACCGCGACUCCCUCGGCGCGAGCUUGCCUCAUCCAGCUCGACUCGCGGAUGUUGCGGGCAGCAGGAGCAGUCAGAGCUUGAGUGGCGCCAGUUCGCCACAGGGUUCAAUACCGUCCAUCCCUUCACCGCCGCCAGGAACUCAAUCGCCGGCCCCUCGAUCCCCGACCCGUCGUCAGGCUCCGGUGCAAGCACUUCGUUAUGGUGGACUCAUGCGCCAAGCAGCGGCGGGCGCUGCAGGAAGGAGCGAACGUGGUAGCAUGUACGGGAGCGAAGCGAGUAGCUUCAGCGAUCUGAGUGAAAGUCUCGAGAUGGAGGGUAGCGCGCUCGAGAGUGCACUCGCGAGCAAUAUCCGCGGUGGUGGGAGUAGAUUCUCUGGAUUCUCCAGGACGAGAACGCCGGGGUAG